Molecule: messenger RNA, 1190 nt
Organism: Aricia agestis (brown argus)
Lineage: Eukaryota; Metazoa; Arthropoda; Insecta; Lepidoptera; Lycaenidae
Product: cilia- and flagella-associated protein 36
Exons: 7
Coding region: 43-1050 (335 amino acids)
Cellular component (GO): axoneme; ciliary base
Source: RefSeq, a predicted model, not a curated record
ACAGACCAAUGCAUACAGUAUUCUACCGAACAUAAACAAGCGAUGGCUAAUUUAGAAAAUAACGCCUGGGUUUUCGAUUCUCUGGUCGGGUUUCUUCAUGGUCCAGUUUGGAAUGUACCAUUACAAACAUUUAUCGAAGAAAAAUCUUUGCCGUUUGAGCCAACUGAAGAUGGGCAAGUGCCUGAUAAACCCGAAUACAAGAAGAUUCAUAAUGAAUAUCGAAAUCUGGUUGACGUAAUGCUAGGAUCGUUCAUGGAGGACAUCGGCAUCACCGCGGACCAGUUCCAGGCAGCAUGUCACCUCUCGGCGCACGAUCUGGCCGGUCUACCCGCGUACUUCCACAAGCGCCUCUUCGAGCAGAUCUGGGCGGCGAACGACUACGAGAUGUUCGUCAAGAUGAUGACACACAAGAAUGUGGAACUUCAGUUACAGGCAUUAGAAUUAAUUGAGAAGAGAUAUGGCGCGAUGCCAAACUUGUACUCAUCAGAAGCGGAGGAAACGAACGCGACGAAGAGCGAUAGCGCAGAUUGGCCUGAUAAUGAUGAUGUUAUGAACGAGAUUACCAAAUUGCAACAACAAGAAAGCAUUACAACAGAAAAUUUUACAGAAGUCAAAGUUAGCCCAGACGAAGUGGUCGCUGAGAAACAGUCACUGAUAACCAAAUUACAGCAUUUAGAUAGCACCGAUAGAGAUAAUGAGAAAAAAAUCGAAAGUAACGAAGUACAAUCAUCGUCUGAAUGGAAGAAACCACCUCCUAAAGUUGAGAUAACCGAAGAAGAACUAAAAGAGCGUCAAGAAUAUUUGAAACAACAACGUGACAAAUUGUUGGCGUUGAAAAAGCAAGUGCGGGAAAAGCAACUUGGCGCCGCAGCAAGCGACAACGUUGCAUCUGCAGAGGGCGCUUCGAGCUUUGUUCCCAGACCAAAGUCGUCGCACGCCGCGAGAGCUGUGUUGAAGGGCAACGCGCCCGCACCGCCGCCAGACGCCAUGCAACUGCGAAGGGCUCUGGCUUCCAAACUAAAAGCUGAAGUAGUUGAUAAUAUGAGUUAAUUAUUGCUCAGUUACUACCGUAACAAAGGGGCAGAAAAAAAAACAAAGAUUUCGUAUCGUAUUUCCUUAUAUUUAUAUUGCUUACGUAACUAGUGACAUCAUUAUAAUAGCAUUAUAAUAAGCUUAUUUAUUUUACACAA